Molecule: messenger RNA, 1961 nt
Organism: Hibiscus syriacus
Lineage: Eukaryota; Viridiplantae; Streptophyta; Magnoliopsida; Malvales; Malvaceae
Product: laccase-5-like
Exons: 6
Coding region: 29-1717 (562 amino acids)
Biological process (GO): lignin catabolic process
Cellular component (GO): apoplast
Molecular function (GO): hydroquinone:oxygen oxidoreductase activity; copper ion binding
Source: RefSeq, a predicted model, not a curated record
UUGAAUUCUGUCUGCCAAUUAGCUACAGAUGGAGUCCAUCGCCCUUUUCCUUUUCAUUUCUUGUGCAUUAUUUUCCUUUAGCAGUGGGGAGAUUCACCAACAUCAAUUUGUGAUCCAAGCAACACCAGUGAAGAGGUUGUGCAACACUCACAACAGCAUCACUGUUAAUGGCAUGUUUCCUGGACCUACCCUUGAGGUCAGGAAUGGUGAUUCCCUUCAAGUUAAAGUUGUCAACAAAGCUCGAUACAAUAUCACCGUUCACUGGCAUGGUGUUCGACAAAUGAGAAGCGGAUGGGCGGAUGGACCAGAAUUUGUGACUCAGUGCCCGAUUAGACCAGGAGGAAGCUACACCUACAGGUUCACAAUUCAAGGACAAGAAGGAACAUUGUGGUGGCACGCUCACAGCUCAUGGCUUCGAGCCACUGUUUAUGGAGCUCUUAUCGUCCGUCCCAGACUGGGCGAGUCCUACCCUUUCCCUAAACCAAACCGCGAAACUCCAAUUUUACUCGGUGAAUGGUGGGAUGCAAACCCCGUUGAUGUUAUGAUGGAAGCGACGAGGACAGGAGGUGCUCCAAAUAUAUCCGAUGCUUACACUAUCAAUGCUCAACCUGGUGAUUUAUACAAAUGUUCCUCCAAAGACACCACAAUCGUUCCCAUAGACUCCGGCGAGACCAACCUCCUUAGAGUCAUCAAUGCUGCCCUGAAUCAGCCGCUUUUCUUCGCAGUGGCCAACCAUAAGCUCACCGUUGUUGGUGCUGACGCCUCCUAUACCAAACCCUUCACCACUUCGGUACUCAUGCUAGGUCCCGGACAAACCACCGAUGUUCUCAUCAAAGCCGAUCAGCUACCAGCUAGAUACUAUAUGGCGGCCCGAGCCUACCAAAGUGCCCAAAACGUACCCUUCGACAACACUACCACCACUGCCAUUCUUGAAUACAAGUCUAGCAAAAAGGGCAAUGCACUCAAACCAAUUAUGCCUUCUCUGCCGGCCUACAAUGAUACCAACACUGUUACAGCCUUCACCCGAAGCUUUAGAAGUCCCCGAAAGGUCAAUGUACCGACCGAUAUCGACGAGAGCCUUUUCUUCACCGUCGGUCUGGGACUCAAUAGCUGCCCUCCAAAUUUUCACAAAAGUCGUUGUCAAGGACCCAACGGUACACGUUUUACUGCUAGCAUGAACAACGUCUCAUUCGUGCUCCCAAAGAACUUUUCUCUUUUACAAGCUCACAAACAGGGGAUUCCAGGAGUAUUCACCACGGAUUUCCCGGCAAGCCCGCCAGUGAAAUUCGAUUAUACCGGCAACGUCAGCCAGUCUCUCUACCAAACUAUCACAGGAACUAAAUUGUACAAAUUAAAGUUCGGUUCAAGGGUACAAGUUGUGGUUCAAGGCACGAGCAUUGUAGCACCCGAGAACCAUCCGAUUCAUCUUCACGGAUACGAUUUCUACAUCAUUGCAGAAGGUUUCGGAAACUUCAACCCCAAGAAAGAUACAUCCAAGUUCAAUCUUGUCGAUCCACCUCUAAGGAAUACGGUUUCGGUUCCGGUGAAAGGAUGGGCAGUCAUUAGAUUUGUGGCAGAUAACCCAGGAGUGUGGAUAAUGCACUGUCACUUGGACGUCCACAUCAAUUGGGGUUUGGCUAUGGCUUUCGUGGUUGAGAAUGGAGUAGGAGAAUUACAGAGCCUGCCACCACCACCGCCGGAUUUCCCUGUUUGUUAGGAUUCAUCACAUUGAAAUUCAUAAGCCCAAAGAGAAGAAGGGGAAUUGGACUUAGUUCAUACCCGUGAAUAUUGUUUCCUUUGGAUUAAAUAAAGCGGGUACCGUAUGAUUGUUUUCCUUUUCCCAAGCCUAAAGUGCAAAAUAAAUGUGUUUUCACAUUCUAUGAUCAAAUAUCAUGAUUUUGUAACUUGUCCGCUUAUCGACUUGAGGAGCAGGAUGCCCUCUAUCCAAUUUGCUUUCUCUC